AUGAGUCAACCAGCUUCCAGUCGCAAGAGGUCGGCAUCGGCCAUGUCCAUGAGUGACAGUCAAGACGCCCGCUACGGCUCUCAAUUUCUUAAUGACUCCAUAAAUCCUCUCAGUCAUACACCCUCCGUUUUGCGCCAGCUUCGCCUCGCCGGACUCACGGAGACGGACCAGCCUCCUUCGCGGACGCAGCCCAGGUUCCCGCACCGCGCGUGGCAGGACCCGGAUGCGCCGAGUGGACGGGGAUCCGUCGCCGCUGCCAAGGCCCUGGUAAGCAGCGAUGUAGAACAAACUAACGACCAGGAGACGGAAGAAAGCUCUGACGAUUAUGAGGGGAGGCGGAGGAGGAGGAAAAGAGACGGGGAGACGAAGGCCAAGUACGCCUCCGAGAAGUCGAUGUUCCGGCCCUUGGUCCGCGCCAUCUACGGGUUUCUGGACAAGGGUGACACAUCCAGCGCCAAACGCGCCUUUGGGAUCCUUGUGAGGUCCCACGUCCACGGGAAGCCGGUCGACAUCAGGCGGAAUAACUACUGGGCCCUUGGUGCCGAGAUCCUUAUGCGCGAGGGCGGCGGUACCUUCGCCAGCGCCGCAAACGACAGACCAGGAAUGGAUGAGACGUACCCCGCGUCGAACGUUCCCCGGGUGCGCGAGUACUUCCAAGACCUCAUUCAACGCUACCCGUACAACUUCAAGUAUCGUGCCGCCGUCUCCGCCGUCGACUUUUGGCCCGCACUGCUGAGCUACGAGGUGUUCCAGAUACAUAGGCAGCACGAAUCGUAUCUGCAGCAGCUGGAGCGCGAGGCUGAGGACUGGGAGGACGACUCUUUGCAAGAGGCGUCGUUGUUCGGCGGUGGCGACAUGAUGACAGACGACGCUGACUUCAGGAUGUCCACCUGGCAGCCCGAUGCGCGGGACCGACGGCUGCGCCAGGCGAGGGAUCAAAUUCGCCUACGUUCGCUGGAUGCGCUGCGCGAGAUCGCGGGCCGCAUGGACGAUUUGCUCGAGGACCGGCCGUUUUCGCACAGUCAUGAGCUGCUGCGGUUACGUGGAAUGGUGUCGUUAUACAUCGGCGACCUACUCAUCCCGGCAUACAAGGACACGGAUGGCCAGAUAACCGAGGCAAGGAUACGGCGUGAUGCAGAGAGGAAUAACGCACGAAGCAGCUUCCAGAAGAUGGUGGAACAUGGCGGACGACCCGAUGUGUUUAUUCAAAAUAUGCUCGCCUCCGCCGAGCACGACGAAGGCCCCAUUCUCCCGGUUUUCUCGUCACUUCCUAUUCGAGAGUACCGCACGGCUAUCUAG
Molecule: messenger RNA, 1299 nt
Organism: Colletotrichum graminicola M1.001
Lineage: Eukaryota; Fungi; Ascomycota; Sordariomycetes; Glomerellales; Glomerellaceae
Exons: 1
Coding region: 1-1299 (432 amino acids)
Biological process (GO): nucleolar large rRNA transcription by RNA polymerase I
Cellular component (GO): RNA polymerase I core factor complex
Molecular function (GO): RNA polymerase I core promoter sequence-specific DNA binding; TBP-class protein binding
Source: RefSeq, a predicted model, not a curated record